AAUGGCGGAUGAAUCAUUGAGGGUAUUAGUGGAAGUAUAAGAGUUACUUGAAGAACCAGACCACAGCUGAUCAUCUCGUCCAGACGGAUUUUGGUCUAAGAUGCCACCCCAAAAUUUGAGCUUGGUGUAUCCAGCUCUGGAACUAAUUGAUCUUCAUCUCCUGCCAUAACAUCAUCUACAGGUAGCUUUUUUAUUGCUCACAAGGCUCAACAGACAUGCCAGGAAACCGCCGCUACCCACUGGAGCGAAUCCGGUACGCCAGCUACAUCUGGCCAGCAGACUGGCAGCCAGAAAGGACAUCAACAUCAACCUCAACAUCAUUCGAUCAAGACCUACAACAACAUUGCGCCUGCUGCAUCCGCUCCUCAUACUACGUAACUUCAAGCCCGGAAGCCUUCCAGCGGCACCGUCUAGUUCUUUCCCGUUGCGAACAAUUCGGCCCCUCGCUUUUAGACCGCCACGGCUACAGCAAACUCAUCAGCGACGCCACCAGCGUGGUUCUCUGGGCUAUUUGGACGAACCUCGUCUACGACUCGGACUUGGUGUACAUGAGCGUGGAUUACUUUUAUUUCUUGAUUGAUUGGUUGUUGUGGAGGGUUUAUGUCCCAACUGAGCCCUUCCCCUUCGCCUUCCACCCGCCGAUAAAAACCGGUCCUCCCUACAGCGACGUAGUCGAGUACUUCCUCUGCCGAUCCGACGGGUUGAAAUACCUCGAGGGUCUCUUCGCCGACUGUCACCACUAUCACACCCGAUGGAAGAUGCUGCAAGCCAUUAGGGGUAUCUUUAACGGACAGGAUUAUUACGUGGGUUAUGGCGGGAGUUGUUUCUGCGGCCCCGGUUGCACGAGCGUGCCGCUGGUUGCUUGUGUGUGUCUGCCCUGGCCUAGGCCGAGGGAACCGGUUGUUGUGUUGAGGGUGGAGGAGACUACUACUUGGAAGAAGAAGAAAAAGAAAGGGAAGAAGAGCAAGAAGAAAAAGGAGGAAGCGGGUUGUUUGGUGAUGUAGGAGUGGGAGGAGCAGCUGUUUCUUGCAUUGAUGGUUGCGAAAAACGGGGAGGACCUGAGUAACAUCCCUCUACAAUGCUUGAGGAAGGAACAAUAGGGUGCAAAUGGGGGCCAGUGGAACUUCCGACGAAGCGGAGGAUCAAGAUGACGGCGCGCAUGGACAUACUU
This is a messenger RNA of Neurospora tetraspora, 1171 nucleotides long. RefSeq lists its product as uncharacterized. The transcript has 2 exons. Bases 216 to 1004 code for a protein of 262 amino acids. Lineage: Eukaryota; Fungi; Ascomycota; Sordariomycetes; Sordariales; Sordariaceae. The record is from RefSeq and is a predicted model, not a curated record.